AUGAGCGAAAUAGAGUCUUACGAGGAUGAAGGAGAAGGUAGCAGUUCUACUGAAAAUCCGUUAGGGAAAUCAUUCAAUUGCUUCAAACUUUUACACAGAAAACGUUACGAGGGCCAACGCAACAGUUUGGGCGAGCGCCACGGCCUCGGCCGAUGUCAGCUGCCGGGCGGCGAUGCCUACGUCGGCAAUUACUAUCACGGCCUGCGUCACGGCAAGGGCUGCUACGUGUACGCCCGGAGCGGGGCGCGCUACGACGGCACCUGGCGACGCGGCUUCAAGCACGGACACGGCUGCUUUCUCUAUCCCGACGGUACGCGUUACGAAGGCGACUGGAAAAGGAACAAACGAAGCGGCAAGGGGAUUUAUUAUUAUCAAAACGGCGACGUGUACGAUGGCGCCUGGCGACAGGAUUUGAGACACGGCCUGGGUGUGUACAUCUACGCCAACAGCGGAAGCAAGUACGCAGGCACGUGGAACGCUGACCGGAUGCAGGGCCCGGGCCAACUCAUUCACGAUCAACAUAGCUAUCACGGAAUUUGGGACAGAAAUCUUCCAGACGGAAUGGGUUGCUACGUGUUUCAGACGAAUCUUUACAUGCAACACGGUGUCUAUGUUCUCCUGUCCGAGUUAGAUCAAUCUUUCUCCUCCGAAGACUUGUGCGAAGAGUACUCGGAAGAAGGGUCGAGCGCCUCCGCGGCCGAAAUGAGUGGGAACUCGAGGGUCAGCGUCGCCAAGGGACCAGCCGAGCCCGUGAUUCUCAAGCCGUUGCCGCUGAGGAUUGGCCUCGUGCCUGCCUGGAGGGCGAGAUGCGUCCUUCGCUUCGAUCGGAAUAAGAUGCCGUCCAAGCCCGAAAUUCCCAUCGAGACGUCUUCGCUCGACUCGUUGGACGAUGAUGACGCGUGUACCUGCGAGGAUGAAAUUAUUAAACCAUGCGGGGUGGAUUCCUUCGUGAGUAGCAAUCGAUUCACCGGAUCGAGUGAGGCUGAAACAUACGGCGUCGAAUCAGCAUCGAGUUCGAUCAUCAAGGGCGACGAAGGGGAAAAUGAAACAAGUUCGAAGGUAGAGGUGCUAGAUAAACUCGAUGAAGCAGAAAAGAUUUGUUCUCCUGCAAAUGUUGGACAAUAA
Messenger RNA from Trichogramma pretiosum, 1125 nucleotides. It is a transcript of the gene Rsph1, whose product is annotated as radial spoke head 1 homolog. The transcript has 8 exons. The record is from RefSeq and is a predicted model, not a curated record. Bases 1 to 1125 code for a protein of 374 amino acids. Lineage: Eukaryota; Metazoa; Arthropoda; Insecta; Hymenoptera; Trichogrammatidae.